Messenger RNA from Pelodiscus sinensis (Chinese soft-shelled turtle), 543 nucleotides. The record is from RefSeq and is a predicted model, not a curated record. NCBI's taxonomy places the organism in Eukaryota, Metazoa, Chordata, Testudines, Trionychidae.
AUGUCCAUUGUCGCCAACUGCAUGGCCAUAACCGUGACUUGGAUGUUUGAAGGCAAGCUGGCUACUGAAAACAUGACCUAUAUUAAAGUAGCUCCUAGCAAUGCUGACUUUGCAUUAAGCUAUAAACAAGUUGCUUCAGAUGCAGUUGAGAAGAAUGUUUUCUUCUCUCCUCUGAGCAUCUCCACUGCCUUUGCAAUGCUGGUGUUAGGUGCUAAAUCAGCCACCCUAAACCAGAUUCACAAAGGACUCACUUUUAACCUGACAGAGAUUGAAGAGAAGGAGAUACAUGAUGGUUUUUGCAAUCUCAUUGUUUUGCUAAACCGUCCUGACAGUAAAAUGCAACUGAACCUGGGAAAUGCCCUUUUUGUUGAUGAGAAGCUGAGACCACGGCAGAAAUUUCUAGAUGAUGUCAAAAGCUUGUAUGAAGCAGAAGUUUUUCCUAGUAACUUCCAGAAUGUUCGGGCCGAGAAACAGAUCAAUGAUUAUAUAGAGAAGAAAACUCAUGGGAAAAUUGCAAAAUUGGUCUUGAUCCAUUCGCUGUGA